Molecule: messenger RNA, 621 nt
Organism: Mesorhabditis spiculigera
Lineage: Eukaryota; Metazoa; Nematoda; Chromadorea; Rhabditida; Rhabditidae
Source: the annotation of a GenBank genome assembly
AUGAUCUUCUUGUUAGCAUUGCUUUGUGUGGCCGCCGCCGACCUGACGUUGCCCAUCGAAUACAGCCUUGACGACUGGCAAACAUCGGCGACGCUCGGCAACAUUGUCGUACGCGAGGCUUACAACGGCAACUUUACUGGAACAUUCAAACCGUCGCUUGAAAGCAACGUGCUCGGAAACGCUCUUCAAAAUGCCCCAAAGAGUAUCUACCGCAUCCGAACGCAACAACCCGAAGUGACUGCUUCCAGCUCGGCCAAACCAUGUGCUCUUCUCGACGCCAAGCUCGUCCACAGUUUCUGGGUGUCCCUUGAUCAGUCUGGGAAGUUUGUGCAAUCGCUGACCGUAUUCCCGGAUACGGCCUUCGCCACCGGCGACACUAGCUGUAAAUUGCAGCCGAAGAGCAGUCUGGCCGGUAUCGUGCAGAUUGUCGGCACCGAACAACUGAAAAGCCCUGAUACCCAGUCGUUCAUCGAGAAAAUGGAGAAGGAGCGCAGGGCAAGACAGCACGGCGCCGAGACCGACAACCGUUCCUUCCUCGCCAAAUAUUGGAUGUACAUCGUGCCCGUCGUCAUCUUCAUGGCCAUCUCCUCGAUGGGACAGCAACAGGAAGGUGGUGCUCAA